UAUAUUAAGAGGCAGAAAAACUCAUCUUUUCAGUGUAUAGAAACAGAGGAAAGAAAGAAAAUCCAGAAGAAGAGGAAGUGAUUUAUUGCUUCUUCUUCUUCUUCAGAAAUUAUUCUCAGAAUGGGUGCCGAGGUGUCUAAACAAGUCGAAAGACGAAAAGCUAUCGAUACUCAAAAGAAAAGCUUGUGUGAUCUCAAGGAGAAAAAUGGAUGCAACUUUCCUGGUUAUGAUUAUCAUGUACAGGACCGAAAAAAUUGGAUGUCAACACUUGCCCCCGAAAAACUUCAUGUGAACCAGAUCGUUUGGCCAGGUACACAUGAUUCUGCAACUGAUGAGAUUGGAAUCCCAUUCAUUUCUCGCCCUUUCGCACAAUGCCAAUCUUUGUCAAUUUACCAGCAACUGGUAACUGGUGUUCGUGUUCUUGACAUUCGUGUUCAAGAAGAUCGACAUGUAUGUCAUGGCAUCCUUCUUUGCUACCAUGUUGAUGUUGUUAUCAACGAUGUCAAGAAGUUCCUAUCAGAAACACAUUCAGAGAUAAUAAUCCUGGAAAUCCGUACAGAGUUUGGUCAUGAUGAUCCACCUGAUUUCGACAAGUAUUUGGAGGCUGAGCUAGGGGAGUUUCUCAUCCACCAAGAUGACAAUGUUUUCAACAAGACUAUUGCGGAGCUAUUGCCAAAACGAAUAAUAUGCGUUUGGAAACCAGGAAAAUCACCUAAACCUAGCCAAGGAAGUCCUUUAUGGAGUUCGUGUUACCUAAAAGAUAACUGGAUAGACACUGACUUACCUGAAAAGAAAUUUGAAAGCAACAUGAAGUAUUUGAGUGAGCAACCACCAGUAACAUCCCGGAAAUUCUUUUACAGAGUGGAGAACACGGUGACACCACAGGCAGAUAAUCCAGUCCUGUGGGUGAAACCAGUGACUGAACGGAUUCAUCCGUAUGCAAGGUUGUUUAUAAUGGAAUGUAUUUCUCGAGGUUAUGGUGAUCGAUUACAAAUAUUUUCAUCAGACUUCAUAAAUGAAGAUUUUGUGGAUGCGUGCAUUGGUCUAACAAAUGCAAGGAUCGAAGGGCAGCUCUGAAUCUGAACAUAUGUUUACAGGUUAAUAUAGCAGUAUAAGUAUGUCUUUCAGGAAUUUCAAUUAUGUACAUAGUUUGAUCAGAAAGCAAUGCAUCCUACUUGUUGCUGAAGAGGUAAUUGUGUGCUAUAGGUAGCUAGUUUGAUUCUUUAGUCCUUAUUUAGGUGCCUGAAUGCGUCUGCUGCUAUAUCUCUGUAACUAAGAAUGUGUGAAUUAUCAAUUGCAUGUUUGGGUUUGUG
Solanum verrucosum is the source of this 1313-nucleotide messenger RNA. RefSeq lists its product as uncharacterized. Gene Ontology annotation, molecular function: phosphoric diester hydrolase activity. The record is from RefSeq and is a predicted model, not a curated record. NCBI's taxonomy places the organism in Eukaryota, Viridiplantae, Streptophyta, Magnoliopsida, Solanales, Solanaceae. Gene Ontology annotation, biological process: lipid metabolic process. Bases 121 to 1077 code for a protein of 318 amino acids. The transcript is spliced from 2 exons.